ACUCGGGGGGUGCCAGCAUGAGGCGCGGCGAGCGGCGGGGGCCCGGUGCCGCCCUGGGCAAGGCUGCCCUGGAGGAGCAGCAGCCGCCGCCGCCGCCGCAACAGCCCCCAGUGCCCAACGGUGGCAGCCCCGCCGCGGCCGCAGAGCGGCCCACGCUGCCCGGCGCUGAGAGGGACAGCCCCGGCCUGCGCCGCAGCACCGAGUCCGAAGUGUACGACGACGGUACCAACACCUUCUUCUGGAGAGCUCACACCUUAACAGUCUUGUUCAUCCUCACCUGUGCACUGGGCUACGUUACCUUGCUGGAAGAAACCCCUCAAGACACAGCCUACAACACAAAGAGAGGUAUUGUUGCCAGUAUUUUAGUUUUCCUCUGUUUUGGAGUUACCCAAGCUAAAGAUGGACCAUUUUCAAGACCUCAUCCAGCUUACUGGAGGUUUUGGCUGUGUGUCAGCGUUGUGUAUGAGCUCUUCCUCAUCUUCAUACUCUUUCAGACUGUGCAAGAUGGCAGGCAGUUCAUGAAGUACAUCGACCCACACCUGGGGGUGCCUUUGCCGGAAAGAGACUACGGGGGCAACUGCCUUAUUUAUGAUCCUGGCAAUGCAACUGAUCCCUUCCACAACAUCUGGGACAAAUUGGAUGGCUUUGUUCCUGCUCAUUUCUUUGGCUGGUACCUGAAGACAUUGAUGAUUCGAGACUGGUGGAUGUGUAUGAUCAUCAGUGUGAUGUUUGAAUUCCUGGAGUACAGCCUGGAGCACCAGCUUCCAAACUUUAGUGAAUGCUGGUGGGAUCACUGGAUAAUGGAUGUGAUCCUAUGCAAUGGAUUAGGAAUUUACUGUGGGAUGAAGACUCUGUCUUGGCUUUCUUUGAAAACUUACAAAUGGCAAGGACUUUGGAACAUUCCUACCUACAAGGGGAAGAUGAAGAGAAUUGUCUUCCAGUUCACCCCAUACAGCUGGGUCAAGUUUGAGUGGAAGCCAGCAUCCAGCUUACGCAGAUGGCUCGCAGUUUGUGGCAUCAUCUUUGUAUUUUUAUUGGCAGAGCUGAACACAUUUUACUUGAAGUUUGUCCUUUGGAUGCCUCCAGAACACUACUUGGUCCUGCUGCGCCUUGUCUUCUUUGUCAACGUGGGAGGUGUGGCCAUGAGGGAGAUCUACGACUUCAUGGACGACCCGAAGUUCCAUAAGAAGCUGGGUCAGCAGGCUUGGCUGGUUGCUGCCAUUACUGCCACCGAGUUCCUGAUCGUGGUGAAGUACGACCCCUACACUCUGACACUUUCUCUUCCUUUCUACAUCACCCAGUGCUGGAUCCUGGGGAUUAUACUGGUGCUCACCUGGACAGCCUGGCGGUUCUUCAUCCGGGACAUCACUCUGCGGUAUAAGGAGAUCAGGAGACAGAAGCAGGAGCACAAGCACGAGAAGGACAAAUGCUUGAGCAAUGGUGAUGGACACUCAGCGACGCUGGACGAGCAAACCGGGCACAAACUACGGGAGAGGAAGCUCUGAGCGACAGACAGAGGGCUUAGAAGGAACUUGUAGUGCUCAAGCUGGCCUGGUGGACAGUUCAACCUUACCCUACCUAACUUGUAAUUGUCGUUGUUAGCUUUCCAACAUGUGAAAAGAUGUCACUCUGACACGCACAGCCUUUCUCCUCCUGCACAGCCAGUCAGAGCUGGAGAAGGCCUGUGUGCAGGGAAGUCAGAACCAACACCAUUGCAGCCAGAUGGGAUCUUCUUUCGGCCGUCUCCUUUGUCUUCCUGGAGAACAAGGGUUGGAGACAAGGGGCUUUAAACAAGGUGCAAAGGGAAUCUAGCUGCUGCUCGCCAGCCAACUGUGAGAUUUCUCUUGUGACCUUUGGGCAUUAGGAACACUUCCUUUUGGAGUAUGCAGAUACCAGAGACAGGAGAUCAAUUAUUAUUUUAUGGGUUGUUUUCUCUGCUGAAACUACCUUGAGCUGUGGGGUGAGAUGGUGUCAAGUGUUCAGACAAACAUAGGUGAACUGAGGCGAGUGAGCAAGAUGUGUAACUUGCACAGGAGGUACCACAGCACACUACUGCUCCUGCCCCUGGGGCUGUUGCCUUCCUCCAAACUUGACUUGCAGCACCCUGGAGUAGUCUGCAAUAGUUUUAUGUUGUAUCUCAGCUCUAGGGAGGCAGGCAGCUGCUCCUUAGUUUUCUCUUUUUAAUUUUUCUUGUAGUCCUGGUCAUCUCUUAAAGGUAAGGGAAGGUUCAGUGUGAAAGGUCAACCUGUCUUUCCUUUCCUCCAUGGAGUAAAACGUACUACAUGCCGAAAACUGGGAGUUACUCCAUCGGUCUUAAGUUAUUUGCCUUAUUCUCAGCUUUUAGUUUGCUUACCAAGAGGGUUUAGUUCAUUCUUGGUGUCUGCUCUGUGGGGCACAUUGGGUUGUUGGGGCUCUGUGUGAGCCCCAUCCCUCCCCAGGUGCCUCCAUGCUGAGCAGCAACUGAGCCCAGCUGGAGGAGGUCUCUGCAGUCACGCACAAAGUCUCUGUCUAGGUGCUGCCAUCCCUGCCUGCGGAACGCGCUGUGCGUGGUCCUUCCCUCAGCACCCCACUGUGGUGGGGUCUGCAGGUAGUGAUGUGGCUGGGGCCUAGCAAAGGAAACUGGAAACGUGGGCUGUGGAGGGGGCUGGGUCACUUCUCCAAGGUGAUUGUGCAACAUCCAUUUUGUAACCUCUGCUCGAAGCCUUGGUGUCAAAGGCGCUGAUGUAACCAUGACCACAUCACGUCUACAGACUGAUCUCACCCUGCUGUUGGAGGCUUUGUCCAGAGGAGAACAUCAGCACCACCAGUCAUGCUUCAGGAGUGCAACCCCAAAGCUUUUGAGUGGCAGGAGCCAUGCUGAGCUGCUGACCAGCAAACAGCCAUGGUUUUGAUCCUCUUCAGUCUCAUAGGUGACUGACAACCCAACCCUACACCUCUCCCAUCUUUACAGUGACCUCUGGAGGCAGACUUCAGGAGCCAAGCACUUGGGUUUCAUCUGAAGAGCUCAGCAAGCAAAGCAGAGUUUGUGGGCUGGGGCAUGCCUGGUUGCUUGGCAGAUGCAGAGGAGAGUGAUCAACGUGAGAGGUAGCAUCAGGCUUCUUCCUCCAGUAGGUCCUGGCUGGUGCAGGUAGCCACUCAAGAGCUGCCCUUCACUAGGUAGGACGUUGUUUGCUGUGAGGCAGAGGAGUGCAAGGCUGUGUCACUGGAUGCUGACCAGUAUGUACGUGAGUACUGAGUUGAGCAAGUCUUUAUUUCUAUGCCUUUCCACCCAGAGCUGUCCUAUUCCCAGCUUUAAACCAGUCUUACCACCUGUUAACUGUUUGGUAGCUCCUGCUGGUGUGUCGUGCUUGCGUGGUCCCAGCUGAGCAAGGCUCAGGUCAGUGUAUCUCCAUUCCAGCUGUGCCGGUGGCACUGUGCCCCCCUCUGAUCUCUUUGCAAUACAACCUCCUGGGUCCAUCUCAUGGUCCAGCUGGUAGCAGGCACACUGCAGGGGGUCUGUCACUGUACCUCCUCCCAGUUCUUCCUCUUCUUCCUUCCUACUCUCCCCACCAAAGACCUAACUUACAUUUGAAGCAACCAGUGAAGAACAUCACGUCUUGUUGGGUGUUCUUCUAUGUGUGUUCCCUGGUGAUGAGUCUGGAGCUUUGACCUAAUACAUACAACACUGACUUGUUUGUCUCCACCCAUCUAAAGAGCUUCUGUGGUUAGUCUGGAAACCUGAACCCCUGUAAUAAAGCAGUGUUUGCUGGUGUGUCCUUUGGUACAA
Pogoniulus pusillus (Red-fronted tinkerbird) is the source of this 3766-nucleotide messenger RNA. RefSeq names its product phosphatidylserine synthase 2 (gene PTDSS2). Lineage: Eukaryota; Metazoa; Chordata; Aves; Piciformes; Lybiidae. Gene Ontology annotation, biological process: phosphatidylserine biosynthetic process. The transcript is spliced from 12 exons. Gene Ontology annotation, molecular function: L-serine-phosphatidylethanolamine phosphatidyltransferase activity. The record is from RefSeq and is a predicted model, not a curated record. The coding region runs from base 18 to 1505 and encodes 495 amino acids.